CGUUUUUCUAUGAAUCGAUCCUCCAGCCCGUUCCCACGACUACAGCAGCUACUUUACCGGUUGUACUAUACAUCAUUGCAUUUGUAUUAUACUUGUAUUCAUACAUCAAUUAUAGACUUGUAUUGUAAUCGGGGUCGAACUCAGUACGAAGCUUGCCAACAAACACAGACCAGCAACUAGCGCGCAAUUUUUGAUCAAAUCUGUCUCUCAGCCAACAAAAGAAGCUUCCCCAAAUAUCGUUUCGGAGCCAACGAACAGCCAGCCUGUCUACCUGCAUGCCCAUGACGCUGCUACAGUCGACCUCUCGUCAAAUCUCCAUCCGGGCACUACGCAACACGUGCCAGGCCUCAUCAAGGUCUCCACUUACGGGCUGGAGCUUUCCAACUCGACGAGCGACUGCCGGCAAUCCGCUGUCGUUGGGCUCCCGCCUGGCCAAUCAGAAAAUGGGAUUUAAGGUGGCGCCAUCGGUGCCGGGAAACGAUGCUACUGCCCCUCCAUUUAACUCAAGCUUGCUCCAGAACAAGCAGUCUGCAGCAGUCAAGAUUCCGUCUCUCCGCACAGCACAGAUUGCCCGGCACCUAUCCUCGUCUGCAUCAUCGACGAGCUCUGCAAACAUGGCGUCUCAGUUCACCGUCCGCAAGGUUGCGGCCCCCAACACCCUCGAGCACCGCGUCUAUAUCGAGAAGGAUGGCGUCCCUGUCUCGCCCUUCCAUGACAUCCCCCUCUAUGCCAACGCAGAGCAGACAAUCCUGAACAUGGUUGUUGAGAUCCCCCGCUGGACCAAUGCCAAACUCGAGAUCUCCAAGGACGAGCUCCUCAACCCCAUCAAGCAGGACAUCAAGAAGGGCAAGCUCCGCUACGUCCGCAACUGCUUUCCCCACAAGGGAUACCUCUGGAACUACGGUGCCUUCCCCCAGACCUGGGAGGACCCAAAUGCUAUUCACCCUGAGACCAAGGCUAAGGGUGACAACGACCCUCUCGACGUUUGCGAGAUUGGCGAGCUUGUCGGCUACACUGGUCAGGUGAAGCAGGUCAAGGUUCUUGGCGUCAUGGCUCUUCUUGACGAGGAGGAGACCGACUGGAAGGUCAUUGUUAUUGACGUGAACGACCCGCUGGCGUCCAAGCUCAACGAUGUUGAGGAUGUCGAGCGUCACCUGCCCGGCCUUCUCCGUGCCACCAAUGAGUGGUUCCGUAUCUACAAGAUUCCCGAUGGAAAGCCCGAGAACCAGUUCGCAUUCACCGGCGAGUGCAAGAACAAGAAGUACGCAAUGGAUGUGAUCAGGGAAUGUGCUGAGGCCUGGGAGAAGCUCAUUACGGGCAAGACCCAGCCUGGUGAUGUGUCCACCACCAACCUGUCGGUCUCGCAGUCGCCUAGCCGCGUUUCGGCUGAGCAGCUCCCUCCUCUGCCUCCCCACGAGGAGCUUGCCCCUGCCAAGAUUGAUGCCUCGAUCGACAAGUGGUUCUUCAUCAGCGGUGCCUCGGCCUAGGUCAUAUGAAAAUCAAGAGACGAAUUAUCAGGAUAUGGCAUGUUGAUGAUCGUCGCGAUAGAAAAUAAAAUAAGCAUCAAUAUUUUCUUCAAUUGGGAUAGUAGCCGUCGCAUCCAGGUACGCUAAAUGAUUAGAUCGGGUCCCUGCAUUUCGUAGAUCGUUCCCUGGGCAUUCAUAUGCCACAGUAUCCCCCACAAAUAGAGCAUAAUUCGCUCAGUGUAUUUUGACACUUGAUGCUCAUGUCUACAUUGUCUUUUUACAAGGUGUUGUACAGAUGGCGAGUGAGGGCGUAGGCAAGCAGUUGUAAAACCCACUGAGACCCUGGACUCGCGCGUGGUGGUUUUAUUCAGAAGAAGUAUCGGGUAUCAUGUUUUAUAAUAUCGUAAUCAGCUCGAGAGGGAGUCUGCCUUUUCGAGUUGUCGUACAUGGCGGUUGACUUCUUCCAGAACUCCCUUGAUGCCGAGCUUUUGGCAAUCGAGAUCCAUUUCAGUGCCAUCCUCUGGAUAGCAAUUGCUUGGAGUUUGGGCGGCUGUGUCGAAGUCUUUGGCAGCAGGCUGGUUUUGAUGUUCAUGCCAGAGGCGCGUGCAUUCGGUGGCAGGUAGGCCAGGAAAAGGCGCGCCGCCCUUGCGCUGGUGGCGAAGGGGUUGAACUGCGUUGUGACCUCUGUGACGAAGCGAUUCAUUUUUUUUUUUUUUUUUCAAGAUGUUUUGUUUCCUCUUUUAUUCUUUUUUUGUAUGGGAUGGGUUGGAGGGAUUGGCAAUGAGACGAUCAAUCAAGACUUUAGCACUG
This is a messenger RNA of Pyricularia grisea, 2276 nucleotides long. RefSeq lists its product as uncharacterized. Lineage: Eukaryota; Fungi; Ascomycota; Sordariomycetes; Magnaporthales; Pyriculariaceae. The transcript has 7 exons. Gene Ontology annotation, cellular component: nucleus; cytoplasm. Gene Ontology annotation, biological process: phosphate-containing compound metabolic process. The coding region runs from base 276 to 1487 and encodes 403 amino acids. The record is from RefSeq and is a predicted model, not a curated record. Gene Ontology annotation, molecular function: magnesium ion binding; inorganic diphosphate phosphatase activity.